Gossypium arboreum is the source of this 2383-nucleotide messenger RNA. RefSeq names its product O-fucosyltransferase 29-like. Lineage: Eukaryota; Viridiplantae; Streptophyta; Magnoliopsida; Malvales; Malvaceae. Bases 424 to 2079 code for a protein of 551 amino acids. The transcript has 9 exons. The record is from RefSeq and is a predicted model, not a curated record.
AAAAACCGUUAAUCCUCUUCUUCAUUCAUCAACUUCCCUAUAAACCGGAGCAAUCUUAUGCAUCUCUCCCUCUCUCUCUAAUCUCUAUUCUUCAAUUUUAUUUUUGAAUUUUCUUUCACAUUUCCUCCCUAUCUGUAAACAAAAUCAGAAACCUCUAAAAUCUGCAGCAUUUUGGAAAAGCUUUGAGAAUGUUGAUCGCAGGACGGAAAGAAGAACCGUGAUUGUUCUUCAAAUUUGACCUACAUUGUCGUAUUAUUUACGAACAUACCCUAAUUAUUGUAUACUCAUUGAUGGUCGUAGUCCUUGGGGGAUAGUGACAGGAGACGUGGCGUUUUCGUGUAAUUAAUAUGGUGAAGUUAAUGGCGGAGUCGGUUUCGUUGAGUCCGUGAUGGGCGUGGAUAAGGAGUGGAGGUUUAGCGUGUUAUGGCCAACAAGGCGCUGUUUCAUUACCAAAACGGCAGCGUCGUAAGCAACAAGCAUGUGUUUGGCAGGCCGCGAUCCUCUGCUGCGUCGCAGAGGAAGCCGAUCUCAAUGCCGCUCCUCUGUGGCAUGAUGCUCUUCUGCUUAGGCAUGCUUUCGCUCUUCACUGGCCAAAUGGCGUCUAAUCUCGACCGGUACUCCCAGCGAUUUAUGAAACAAAGUCUCUUCAAUUUGGAUGAAAACAAUAGAGGACCGAUUGAUAUAUGGAAAUCUGAAUAUGCAAAAUACUUCUAUGGAUGCAGCGUAAGAAGUGCUACAUUUCCUGAUGCUAUUAGUGAGCAAUCAUCAAAUGGUUAUUUGCUUAUUGCUGCAAGUGGAGGACUGAAUCAACAAAGAACAGGAAUAUCAGAUGCUGUAGUUGUUGCACGAAUUCUUAAUGCAACCUUAGUAGUACCUGAGUUGGAUCAUAAUUCCUAUUGGAAAGAUGAUAGUGACUUCGUCAACAUUUUUGAUGUCGACUGGUUCAUUUCUUACCUUGCAAAAGAUGUUACUGUUGUCAAAAGAGUUCCUGAUAAAUUCAUGAGGUCCAUGGAAAAACCUCCGUACACUAUGCGUGUCCCAAGGAAAUCCGCUCCGGAAUAUUAUCUAGACCAAGUUCUGCCAAUACUUAAAAGAAGACACGUCCUGCAACUGACAAAGUUUGAUUACAGACUAGCCAACAACAUCGAUGAAGACCUUCAAAAGUUGCGCUGCCGGGCUAAUUUUCAUGCUUUAAGAUUCACAGAGCCUAUUCAAGCACUUGGACAAAAACUGGUCAUGAAAAUGCGUCAGAUGGCUAACCAUUUUAUGGCAGUCCAUUUGAGGCUUGAACCCGAUAUGCUAGCAUUUUCUGGUUGUUACAUUGGUGGAGGAGACAAGGAAAGAUACGAGCUUAGAGAGAUACGAAAACGAUGGGAAACAUUGCCUGAUAUAGAUGCUGUUGGAGAGAGAAGGCGAGAUAAAUGCCCACUUACUCCUCAUGAAGUAGGCUUGAUGUUAAGAGCACUUGGUUUUGAAAACGACACAUACAUCUAUGUUGCAUCUGGAGAAAUAUAUGGUGGAGAAGAGACUCUGGAACCACUAAAAGAUCUCUUUCCAAACUUCUAUACAAAAGAGAUACUUGCUAAUGACCACCUGAAACCUUUUCUUCCUUUCUCUUCUUGCCUUGCUGCUAUUGACUACAUUGUUUGUGAUGAAAGCGAUGUUUUCGUCACCAAUAAUAAUGGAAAUAUGGCCAAGAUUCUUGCAGGUCGAAGGAGGUACAUGGGGCAUAAGAGGACCAUAAGACCGAACGCCAGGAGGUUGAGUCCAUUGUUGAUGGAAAGGGAUCAGAUGGAUUGGGAUACCUUUGCGCAAAAGGUGAAAGCGGUUCAAAGAGGAUUCAUGGGAGAGCCAGAUGAGAUGAGAGCCGGACGCGGUGAAUUUCAUGAGUAUCCCUAUUCUUGUAUCUGCGAGAAGCCGGCAAGUGAUAUUAUUGCCGCAGGCAACAAUGGUGGUGGUGAUGGAGAUCAUCAUCAAUCACAACAAUUUAAGGAAAAUGAAGGAUUGAGGAAGAGAAGCAAUGAAGAAGAAGAGCCUGUUUUAGGAGCCAAAGAGGAUAAAGAUGUAUUUCCUGACUAAGAAAAAAAUGGUACAUUUUGAGAGCCAAAGCCUGGUCAGGUCAGAGGGAAGUUUCUUUUGUUUCUUCUCGUUUUCUCCGGUUUGAUCCAUGAAAAAUUUAUUUAUUUGUACAGUGAGAGAGGAGUUUAAGAAAAAAUGCUAUUCUUUUUACCGGUAUAUAUUUGCGGGAAAAUUACUAAAUAGGCAUGUAGUAGUUUUUAAUUUAUUAAAGUCGGAUACUGGAUUCUCUUUGGUGGACUAUAUUCAUUUCGAUCAAUUUAUUAAAAUGCAGCUCAAUAACAUUUUAUUUUAGUAUUAUUUUCAA